CUGCCCGAAUGGGCGCCCAGCUGCGUCUGAUACUUUCCCUUUUCUUUACCUUUGGAGUCUGGGCAGGAAGGUAAGGUAAGGUAUCUAAAUGGUAAGGUAGACAGGCACCUACCUGACUCCCAUCCUUCCUGCUCUUUGGCUCAAACAAUUUGUUUUGAUUCUUCCCCGUCAUUUUUGGCGUCUCAUCAAACACGGCAUGACGGCCUAUCUCGCCCCUUCCCACUUCAUUCUUUACCACAGACUACAGUACCUACCUACCUUGGGUUGGCAGUCACGCAGUGUUCCCCCUUUCCCUUGGCUCUGUGCUCCAUUUCUCUUGAAUCUUCCCCUCGUCCUGCCCUUGUCGACCCUCUCUCAUUUGCAUUUCCCUCACGUAUUCCUUUGCCUUUCCCCUCUUUUUGCCUUUUGCUCUAUUCCUGAUUUUACCAUGAUUUUCUUCAUCAAUUUUCCCGCCUCGGCGCAGACCCGGCAAUACAGCGAUGCCUUAGUACCUGGUUGAUGAGUUGGCGUCCUUCUUAUCUCCCACCCGAGUCACCUCUCACCUCCAGCCUCCCCAGAUUCGGCGUG
Molecule: messenger RNA, 567 nt
Organism: Colletotrichum godetiae
Lineage: Eukaryota; Fungi; Ascomycota; Sordariomycetes; Glomerellales; Glomerellaceae
Exons: 1
Coding region: 197-499 (100 amino acids)
Source: RefSeq, a predicted model, not a curated record